GCUAGCUCUCGCAGUGCCGCAUCGGCCGCAUCGGCCAACUGAGCGCUUGAGUGAGUGCUUUACUCAUCCAACGACUCCUCGCUGCGUUUUGUCCACUCGUGUGGGGCCUAGGGCACACAUAACACAUCUGCACGGUCCUGCUUGUUUCACAGCUGUGCACAGGUGUGUCGCUGCAGCGAACAGGACGCGAACGACGUUUCUCGAUCAUGCGGUCGACACUCUCGAUGAUCCGUCUGCUUGCAAUUGCAGCGGUCGCGACAGCGUACGGGCCGGCGACGGCCGGUCGCGGCGGCGCCAUUCGAAUCGUCGUCGGCAGCGGCACGAGCUCUGUGCCACGCGGCGGAGGCGGCCUCAUACCCACCAAACCGAAGCCGCUCCUCAAGGAAGCGGCCAUCGACCUCUCGAUCAUGGGCGCCGCGCAAUUGUUCUUCCGGCGGACGCACUGCACAAACGCGAGAACGUGUGAACUCGCGCGGGCCGUCGUCGCGUGCCGCGCGUUUUUUGUUACGGUCCAGAGCUAUUUAUUAGCCAUAUACGUCCGCCAGCUCGGCGUCGCGCGUUCAAUGAAGCAGAGUGCGGUAGUGAAGGAGGACCUGUUCCGGAUGCGGGUGCGUCUCACGAAGGCGUCGGUGAAAGCUGUGUUCUUGCUGGCCGUCCACCUCCACUUCGGCCUCAUGCCGCCGCUGGUGGUCUCAUGCGUCACGGCGGUCGUCGCGCUCCCGUAUUGGUGGGACCGCGAGAGUUCCUACCUGGGCCGAAAUCAAAUCUCACGGCGCCUUAAUCGCCGCCGCAAUCCCUCUACGCCAUCGACGCGUCGUCUCAUCGAGUCUGCGCAGGUUCCUACAUCGCCAAGUACGGCCGGCGCCACGGCCAGCUGUUCUGGGCCGCCUUCGCCGUCGGCCUAG
Messenger RNA from Pelagomonas calceolata, 905 nucleotides. The record is from the annotation of a GenBank genome assembly. Lineage: Eukaryota; Pelagophyceae; Pelagomonadales; Pelagomonadaceae.